Colletotrichum navitas is the source of this 1354-nucleotide messenger RNA. RefSeq lists its product as uncharacterized. Bases 177 to 1061 code for a protein of 294 amino acids. The record is from RefSeq and is a predicted model, not a curated record. NCBI's taxonomy places the organism in Eukaryota, Fungi, Ascomycota, Sordariomycetes, Glomerellales, Glomerellaceae. The transcript is spliced from 2 exons.
CCUCCUUCCAUUUUCCUUCUUUCUACUCGAGCCAGUCUCGUUCCUUUAGCACAACAACUACUCGGGCAGUAGUCAAGUCUUCUUUUCUUGUAAUUUAAGAGGGCAAAAAAACCGCUUUCUUUUCUAGAAUACUCCUUCACUUUUUAUAUAUACCCUCCCACCCAUCUCCAGUCAAGAUGAAGUUCUCCGCCGCAGCCAUCGCCAUCCUCGCCGGCGUCGUCGCCGCCGCGCCCGUCUCAGAUGUCUCCCGCUCCAGUCAGCGUCGGGCCGAAGGGGACACCGGGGUCGUCCAGCAGCUGCAGUCCACCCUUGCCCGCAGCAACGUCAACGUGGCCAACGUGGCCGGGGCCGGCGCGCAGGCCAGCACCAAGCGCAGGCGCGGUGGCCAGAAGGCUGCCGGCAACCAGGGCAACAACGCUGACAAUGAGGCUGCUGGCACUGGCAACCAGAAGAACAACGCUGAUGGCGGCAAUGCUGCAGAGGAGGAGGACGCGGCUGCCAGCGGCAACCAGAAGAACAACGCUGACGGCGGCAACGCUGCAGAGGAGGAGGACGCGGCUGCCAGCGGCAACCAGAAGAACAAUGCUGAUGGCGGCAAUGCUGCAGAGAAGGAGGACGCGGCCGCCGAGAAGGAGGACGCAGCUGCCAGCGGCAACCAGAAGAACAACGCUGACGGCGGCAAUGCUGCAGAGAAGGAGGACGCGGCCGCCGGCAUGAACAAUGCCGACGAUGCAGCCGCUGAUGCCACCGGUAACCAGAAGAACAAGGGCGGCAAAGGCAACGCGGCCGACGAGGAAGCCGCUGCGGAAGACAACGACGCCGGUAACCAGGAGGACAAGGGCGGCAAAGGCAACGCGGCCGACGAGGAAGCCGCUGCGGAAGGUGACGCCGCCGGUGCCGGCGAGGCCAACAACGCGACCGCCAACGCCGAAGCCGAUGCGGACGCGGGCGCCGGCGCCGGAAGGGCCGCCAAGAAGGGCUCCAACAAGCGCAACAGCCGCUCCCUCAACCUCCACGCCUCGCGCAAGACGGCGCGCAGCCGUCCGGCCCUGCGCGUCUGAAGCCCCCUCUUUCCCAGUCCACGGCAAACGAAUCGGAGGUCAGCUUGAGCCGAUGAUGCCCGGUUUUGGCAUGGUGGCCACCUCACCCUCCACCCUGACCCACCAAGAGGAGGUCCGGGAAGAUGGCUUCUCUCCCAUAGUUCAGAAAGAGGGCAACGGGGGGCCUGUCCGGCUUUUGGCGAGGGGUUCCGCGGUCUGGUCGUCCCCUCCCUCGUUGCUCGGGCUCGGGCUCGGCUCGGCGAGCUGUCGCGGUGGUUAAGACAUUUGACGCGGGUAGUAAUUGAGGGUUAUUU